Osmerus eperlanus (European smelt) is the source of this 2196-nucleotide messenger RNA. It is a transcript of the gene tmem87a, whose product is annotated as Transmembrane protein 87A-like. Gene Ontology annotation, biological process: retrograde transport, endosome to Golgi. The transcript is spliced from 21 exons. The record is from RefSeq and is a predicted model, not a curated record. Lineage: Eukaryota; Metazoa; Chordata; Actinopteri; Osmeriformes; Osmeridae. Gene Ontology annotation, cellular component: membrane; Golgi apparatus. Bases 115 to 1896 code for a protein of 593 amino acids.
AGGAAGUAAUGUGUCUUCCUACUUGGUGACGUCGCAGCAAUACAGAAACAACAGCAGCAGCGCUCAAAGUUGUCAUCGUAGCCUGUUCCUGGUAGCCUACUAACGGCCAGCACCAUGGAGCGAGUGCUACUGACGGGACACCUGACAAAAGUGCUGUUUAUUCUUGUUCUCAUGCAGUUCACACGCCCGUUAAAUGCAGUGUCGGAGCCCGGUAAAUGGAUGCUGACAGUCAACAGUGAAACUCUGAAGAAGCAAUCGUAUUUCCUUUUCCACAAGACAAUGUUCCAAGGCACCGUCAUCAAACUCACAGUGACGUCAGAGACCUGUGCCACUAACUCCACAGUCGAGCUCAGCGUCUCCUGGUACCUGAGGAGCUCUCACUGCUACGGUGAGGUCUUCAACCUGGAGCCAUCGGAGGCAGACAACUACUUCAAGGGAACCCGGGUGAAACAGGAAGGAGGAAGUGGGUCCUAUGUGUUCCAUCAGUACGCCAACAUGAACUGCACACCUCACAUGGACCCCCAUCAGUUUGUAGUUCCGUUUGACAAGCCGACCCAACUCACAGAGCAUGUGAUGAAGCAGCCUGCCACUUCCCAGAACCCUGCAGGAAGAAGGAGGAGAGAAGCAGGGGAGGCCAAGGCGGCUGCUCUUGCAGGUAAACAGGUUCCUCCUCAAACCCAGGCCAAGGCUCCCGCAGCCCCAACACGCAAGCCGGUGCAGCACUUUGACUCGGUGGCGGAGGCCUGGGAGGAUGGCCCCUACAUGUUCAUCCUCCACAUCAGCGAGGUCACGGACGGGGUCAAGCACCGCCCAGCCGAGGCUGCAGCCACGCCCGCCUGGGACAUCCAGUUUCAGAUCAGCAUGCCAGGUCCUCAUGCCUACAUCUCUGCUACUGAGUGGCCCCUGAUGAUCUUCUACAUGGUGAUGUGCAUCGUGUACGUGCUGCUGGGCGUGCUGUGGCUGGUGCUGUCUGCGCUGCACUGGAGGGAGCUGCUCAGGAUCCAGUUCUGGAUCGGAGGGGUGAUCUUCCUGGGCAUGCUAGAGAAGGCUGUGUACUACGCAGAGUUCCAGAGCCUACGCUACGACGGCCUGUCUGUCCAGGGGGCGGUGGUGUUCGCUGAGGUCUUGUCUGCAGUGAAGAGGACUCUGGCUCGCGUGCUGGUCAUCAUCGCCAGUCUGGGCUACGGCAUCGUCAAGCCCAGGUUGGGGGCGUUGCUCCACAGGGUCGUGGGUGUGGGUCUGCUCUACCUCGUCUUCUCCAUCGUAGAGGGCGGCCUGAGGGUCAACUCUGAGAAAGGUGACAGCAGCAGGCUGCUGUGUGACAUAGUUCUGGCCUUCACAGACUCCUGCAUUGUGUGGUGGAUCUUCGUGAGCCUGGCCCAGACCAUGAAGCUGCUCCGUCUUAGGAGGAACGUGGUGAAGCUCUCCCUCUACAGACACUUCACCAACACGCUCAUCUUCGCCGUCAUCGCCUCAGUUAUAUUUAUUAUCUGGACGACCAAGACCUUUAAGAUGUCUCCCUGCCAAGCUGACUGGAGGGAGCUGUGGAUCGACGACGCCUUCUGGCGCUUCCUGUUCUCCAUCAUCCUGCUGGUCAUCAUGUUCCUAUGGCGACCGUCCGCCAACAACCAGAGGUAUGCCUUCAGCCCCCUGGUGGACGAGGAGAGCGACGAGGAGGCGACGGAGCAGCUGAUGAACGAAGCAUUCGAGGGAGUCAAGAUGAGGGGGCAGAAAGUGGAGACCAAUGGAACAGCCAAACCUACCAAAGUGGAUGAGGAUUUGAAGUGGGUGGAAGAGAACAUUCCUUCUUCUAUGGCCGAUGUCGCUCUGCCUCCUCUCCUGGACUCAGACGAGGAGACCAUGACAACCAAAUUUGAGAUGUCCAAAAUGGAGUAGAUGGAGGGAUGGAUGGAUGAACAGAGAAGAUGGAGAGACUAACAGUUUGUCACCGUGAGUGAGGAGGAUCCUGUAUUGUCCCUUUCUUAUGAGCUUUGUAAGCGACGUUUGUAAAUAUAUUGGGGAUAAUAUGAUACAAAACAACAACACAAGAAGAAAAUACUACUUUAUUUCCUUUUUAUUGCCUGUUUGUAUUUAUAUUUUCAUGGAUAGGGUUUGUUUCUUUGCUACUAAAAUGCCUUUCUCUGUUUACGUUUUCUCACUACAAGAAUUUGAUUAAAUGCUGUCUGUGUUUGAUAA